CUUAAGAACCCAUUUUCUUACAAAAGUGCUUUUUUUGGGAUUGAAUUCGAGAGUGUUUUGUGAUUAAAAGCUUAUUUAUGGUCGAGAAUAUGUCACCUACUAGAGAUACGGUUGCGUUUUUUAAUGAUGUGGAGCUUCAUGAUCGCCCACGCUCAUUUGUUGGUAUAUCUCCUACUCUUGGUCAGCUUUUCAAACGGGUUGGUGACAUGCGGCGGGAAGCGAACGGAGAUGGAAACGAGACGCCGGUUCAUGAUCAGGUGGUGGACAUCGACGGCGUGAAUUUGGAGCCGAGGUCUCUGCCAUUAAUGCUCUCCUUCAACAAUCUCACAUACAGCGUCAAAGUUCGUCGUAAGCUUAGUUUCUCGUCGGUUUUCCGGCAACGGGGGAAUAGACUCGGCGGUUCUGCGGCCGAUGAGACAGUCGUUGGCGACAGCCUAUUCACGAAGACGAAGACUCUGUUGAACAACAUCUCCGGUGAGGCUCGAGAGGGCGAGAUUUUGGCCGUUCUUGGAGCGAGUGGCUCGGGGAAAUCGACGUUGAUUGAUGCAUUAGCUAAUAGAAUUGCUAAAGGAAGCUUGAAAGGAACAGUGAGAUUAAACGGCGAGGUGUUGGAAUCGAGAUUGUUGAAGGUAAUCUCUGCUUACGUUAUGCAAGAUGAUCUUCUCUUCCCGAUGCUUACGGUGGAGGAAACUCUAAUGUUCUCGGCUGAGUUUCGAUUGCCUCGAACGCUUUCGAAAUCGAAGAAGAAAUUGCGAGUUCAAGCGUUGAUUGAUCAGUUAGGGCUACGGAAUGCAGCGAAGACUGUGAUUGGCGAUGAAGGACACCGCGGCGUCUCCGGCGGAGAGCGGAGACGAGUCUCGAUUGGAAUCGACAUAAUCCACGAUCCGAUCAUUCUCUUCCUCGACGAGCCGACAUCGGGACUGGAUUCGACUAGUGCGUUCAUGGUGGUGAAAGUUUUGCAGAGGAUUGCUCAGAGUGGUAGCAUCGUCGUCAUGUCCGUUCACCAGCCGAGUUAUCGGAUUCUCGGAUUGCUAGAUCGACUGUUGUUUCUCUCUCGUGGACAAACCGUUUACAGUGGCUCCCCUGUCAAUCUACCGAUGUAUUUCGCAGAGUUCGGUCAUCCAAUACCGGAAAACGAGAACAGGACUGAGUUCGCGCUCGAUCGGAUUCGAGAACUCGAAGGCUCGCCAGGAGGAACCAAGAGCUUGGUUGAAUUCAACAAAUCAUGGCAGAGUAUGAAGAACAUUCCAAAAUCAGAGUCAGAUCAGCAGAGCACGUCGUUAAAGGAAGCCAUCAGCGCAAGCAUUUCAAGAGGAAAAUUAGUCUCUGGCGCAACAAACAACGACGCGAGCCCUAGCUCUAUGGUUCCAACCUUCGCAAAUCCAUUUUGGAUCGAAAUGGCUGUUCUCUCAAAGCGAUCGAUGCUAAACUCCCGCCGAAUGCCAGAGCUCUUCGGAAUCCGACUCGGCGCCGUCUUAGUCACCGGUUUCAUCCUCGCCACCAUGUUUUGGCAACUAGAUAACUCACCAAAAGGCGUUCAAGAGCGGUUAGGUUUUUUCGCUUUCGCCAUGUCCACAACCUUCUACACCUGCGCCGAUGCUCUUCCAGUGUUUCUUCAAGAACGGUACAUUUUCAUGAGAGAAACAGCCUACAACGCAUACAGGAGAUCCUCCUACGUUCUAUCUCACUCUCUGGUAGCCUUACCAGCGCUGAUCUUCCUGUCCUUAGCUUUCGCAGCGACGACAUUUUGGGCCGUCGGACUGGACGGCGGAAUCACAGGUUUCUUGUUCUACUUUCUGAUAAUUUUCGCUGCGUUCUGGGCGGGAAGUUCAUUCGUCACUUUCCUUUCGGGAGUAGUGCCUCAUGUAAUGCUUGGCUACACCAUUGUCGUAGCGAUUUUAGCCUAUUUCCUUCUCUUCAGUGGAUUCUUCAUCACUCGCGAUCGAAUUCCAGGUUACUGGAUCUGGUUCCAUUACAUUUCGCUUGUGAAGUAUCCUUACGAAGCCGUUUUACAGAACGAAUUCGGCAAUCCGACGAAGUGCUUCGUGAGAGGCGUGCAGAUUUUCGACAACACGCCGCUAGGAAUCGUGCCGACCGCCCUGAAAUUGAAGCUUCUGGAGAAUAUGAGCAACACUCUGGGGAUGAAGAUCACGAGAUCCACUUGCUUGACGACGGGAUCUGACAUUCUGCAACAGCAAGGAGUGACGGAUUUGAGCAAGUGGAAUUGCUUGCUGGUGACUGUGGCUUGGGGAUUUUUGUUCAGGAUUCUGUUCUACUUUUCGCUUCUGAUUGGAAGCAAGAACAAGAGAAGAUGAACAAGAAAAAAGGAAAAAUCAAUGGCGGCGGAAAUCAGGAUUGUUUGGGUUCGAAGGAAUGUUCAAAUGGGUUCGUUUUUUUUUUUUUUUU
Cucurbita pepo subsp. pepo (vegetable marrow) is the source of this 2406-nucleotide messenger RNA. Its product is annotated as ABC transporter G family member 6. Gene Ontology annotation, cellular component: membrane. Gene Ontology annotation, molecular function: ABC-type transporter activity; ATP hydrolysis activity; ATP binding. NCBI's taxonomy places the organism in Eukaryota, Viridiplantae, Streptophyta, Magnoliopsida, Cucurbitales, Cucurbitaceae. The record is from RefSeq and is a predicted model, not a curated record. Gene Ontology annotation, biological process: transmembrane transport.